AUGUCUAAAUCAUACCAACAUGUGUUUAACCUCGCCAACAAGAUUAUCAGCCCCAAAUUCGGCGAUAAAGUGUUGUAUCUUGCGAUAUUAGAUGAGUUAGACAAGAUUAUCGAUCUCGCUCAUGUUGCAAUACCUCAUGAAGUUGUGGAAUACGAACUUGCCCUGCCCCCCACUCACUGUUUGCGUAUCAUCACCACUACUAUUACGACCAAUCGCAACAGAGGUCUAGAGGAUCUCGCCAAGGUGGAAGGGAUCGACAUUUCUAAUCAGAAUGAUGUGUAUAUACCGACUGUUGUUCAAAGACUUGUCGAGCAGGUGCGUUCAAUUGGCCUACAACGAGAAGGCAUUUUCAGGAAGAGUCCUUCCAAUGCUGACCUCAGCAAAGCAAGAGACGAUUUAGAUCAAGAUCAUGACAUGCACAUUGAGCACCUGGAUGUUCAUACGACAGCCUCAUUACUCAAGAUGUUCUUGGCUUGUCUCCCUUGGCCACUGAUACCUAGCGAGUUUGUCGCAAUGCACUCUCAAAAUGAAGACGCUACUGAUCUGGGACAAAAACUAAGGGACCACUACAAAGACAAACCACAUCAUUUUGCACUACUGCACUAUCUUGUUUCUUUUCUAGCUCAAGUAUCUGAACACUCUGACUGCAACAAGAUGACUGUGCACAAUCUGGCCAUUGUCUUCUCGCCCAGCUUGAUUCGCUCGACUGUUGCAUUUAGUGACAUUUUGACAAGCCCAGCUGAUGCUGCUGUGUAUCUAGGACAGAUGAAAUUACACAUGGCAUUUAUUGAAUUCCUCUUCCAGGAAAAGGAUGCUGUUUUUUCAACACGGUAG
This is a messenger RNA of Mucor velutinosus, 834 nucleotides long. RefSeq lists its product as uncharacterized. Gene Ontology annotation, molecular function: GTPase activator activity. Gene Ontology annotation, biological process: signal transduction; activation of GTPase activity. The record is from RefSeq and is a predicted model, not a curated record. The coding region runs from base 1 to 834 and encodes 277 amino acids. The transcript is spliced from 4 exons. Lineage: Eukaryota; Fungi; Mucoromycota; Mucoromycetes; Mucorales; Mucoraceae.